CCUCUAUUUCCGAGAAAACCCAAUCUUGAUUUUUCUCCGGAAACAAACAAACUCCAUCUGGAAUAUUCCCGCACUUUCCUCUCCCUCUUUCUGCAUCACAAAUGGCCUUUUCCGAUCAAUCACACCUCUAAUUCCACCGAUUCUCCGUCGUAAUCUCAUCGGAAUCUGACGUACGAUGCCUAUUCUCGUUCCUUCUGUCAAAGUCUCCUCCAUCUCCGGUUACCGCCUGGAAAUUCCGACGAAUUUUCCGAGGAAUGUUGGAAAACAAACAGUGUUGAAGAAAAAAUGCAGAGGUGGGGUUAGGGUUAGGGUUUGUUCGAGGAUCAAAGAUAUGGAGGUUGGGAUUUCAGAAUUAGGGCAUAAUGUGUGGUUGUUUGGUCAAUUCUCCGCUCCGGUGAUGACCAGUACGACGUCAUCGCCGCUGAGGCAGAGCAAAGAGAAUGAAGAAGAGAAGCAUAAUUACUAUGUGAAUACGGGGUAUGCGAUUCGGACUCUGCGGGAGGAAUUUCCAGAGCUGUUCUAUCGGGAACUCACUUUUGAUAUCUACAGGGAUGAUAUUGUCUUCAAAGAUCCACUCAACACUUUCUUUGGAAUUGAGAACUACAAGUCAAUUUUCUGGGCACUACGAUUCCACGGCAGGAUGUUUUUCAGGGCCUUGUGGCUUGACAUCAUCACUGUGUGGCAGCCUGCUGAAAGCACCAUUAUCGUCCGCUGGACUGUCCACGGCAUCCCACGAGUACCAUGGGAGAGCCGCGGUCGGUUUGACGGCACUUCUGAGUACAAACUCGAUAAGAAUGGGAAGAUCUAUGAGCACUGUGUUCACAACAUCGCUCUGAAUGCACCCCCAAAGUUUCGUGUACUGGCUGUUGAUGAACUAAUCCAAUCAAUUGGCUGCCCCUCAACUCCAAAGCCUACAUAUUUCGAGAUUUCACCCUCUUGGAUUACAAACUCUGUGCCUUUAACUUGGGUUAGGAACUAUCUGACUUCGUUUUUUGCCUUUGAUCAGAGAUCUGAGGCAGGAUCAUCGAGGAGAACAUAGUAUUGCUUUAAAAGCUCCCCGAUUUUGGUAUAUGUUGUGUAGUAUAUACAGCCUUGCACAAUCUUAUGUUUUGAAUAACUUGUUCUGUAUUCUGACACGACUCUGGUGUUGACUCGAUUACUUUUUCUUGUUUACGCUGAAAAUUCUCUGGGAGCUGCUAAGAGUCAAGUUUUUGGCACUGGGAAAUUCUGAGUUGUAGUGACCUUGUUGGGUGUAAUUACUAGACUGGAAUUGUAAGCUUUGGGCAUAUACAUACUGUGAUUGUAUAUUUUUGUAUAGUGAAAUUGCAAAGUUAGGGUUCCUUUGUUUGUUUUG
This is a messenger RNA of Camellia sinensis, 1354 nucleotides long. RefSeq lists its product as uncharacterized. The record is from RefSeq and is a predicted model, not a curated record. Lineage: Eukaryota; Viridiplantae; Streptophyta; Magnoliopsida; Ericales; Theaceae.